CUCGCUCCCUCCCGGCGCGCAGCGGCAGCGCUGGUGCCGUUCCUGCCCGGCUUUGUGCCCUGAAGCCCCGUCCCUCCUCUUCCUUCUCCUCCUCCCCCCUCCUGCCGUAAAAGCUUCACGAGGCUCUGAGCAGCAGCAUCCGAAAGCGCCGCAGCCUCUCGCUGAAACCACCGACUGCAGCAAAAACCCUUUUUAUUUUUUAUUACAUAUCUCCUCCGUCUCCUUCCUCUUUUUUUUUUUUCUUUUUUUUUUUUUUUUCCUCUUCCUCUUCCCCCGCAAACGCUUCAAGGUGGACGCGGAGCGCAAAAAGACCUUUGUUUUAAAAAUGCCCAUGGAGCUGACGCAAAGCCGCAUCCAGAAGAUCUGGCUUCCUAAUGACAACCGCCCGGCGCUGCCCCGCCGAUCCUGUGGGCCACAGCUUGCCAAUUCCCCCACUGUGAUAGUGAUGGUUGGCCUCCCAGCCCGUGGGAAGACCUACAUCUCCAAGAAGCUGACGCGCUACCUCAACUGGAUUGGUGUCCCUACAAAAGUUUUCAACGUGGGGGAAUAUCGCCGUGAGGCUGUGAAGCAUUACAGCUCCUACGACUUCUUCCGUCCUGACAACGAGGAGGCCAUGAAAGUCAGGAAGCAGUGUGCUAUGGCCGCCUUGAGGGAUGUCAAGCUGUACCUGACGGAGGAGGCUGGGCAGAUUGCGGUUUUUGAUGCCACCAAUACCACGCGGGAGAGGAGAGGGAUGAUCCUAAACUUUGCCAAAGAAAAUGGAUUUAAGGUGUUCUUCAUUGAAUCUGUCUGCAAUGAUCCCACUGUGGUUGCCACCAAUGUUAUGGAAGUCAAAUUGUCCAGCCCAGAUUACCGGGACUGUAACUCCACUGAUGCCAUGGAGGACUUCAUGAAGAGGAUAAAUUGUUACCAAGCCAGUUACCAGCCACUCGACCCUGAUGACUACGACAGGGAACUUUCUCUCAUCAAAGUCAUCGACGUUGGCCGGCGGUUCCUGGUCAACAGGGUUCAGGAUCACAUCCAGAGCAGGAUUGUUUACUACCUGAUGAACAUCCAUGUCCAGCCCCGCACCAUUUAUCUCUGUCGGCACGGAGAGAGCGAGUUCAACCUCAUGGGCAAGAUUGGAGGGGACUCUGGCCUCUCCAACAGGGGCAAGAAGUUUGCGCUGGCACUGAACAAAUUUGUAGAAGAGCAGAACCUGAAGGACCUCAAAGUCUGGACCAGCCAACUAAAAAGGACAAUCCAAACAGCAGAAGCUCUGCAGCUGCCCUACGAGCAGUGGAAGGCACUCAAUGAAAUCGAUGCUGGUGUGUGUGAAGAAAUGACGUAUGAAGAAAUCAGGGAGCAACAUCCAGAGGAAUUCGCUUUACGUGAUCAGGAUAAAUAUUACUACCGUUACCCUUCAGGGGAGUCCUACCAGGAUCUGGUGCAGCGCCUGGAGCCAGUCAUCAUGGAGCUGGAGAGGCAAGAGAACGUCCUUGUGAUCUGUCACCAGGCUGUCAUGCGCUGUCUCCUGGCAUACUUCCUGGACAAGAGUGCAGAUGAAAUGCCCUACCUGAAAUGUCCCCUUCACACGGUGUUGAAGCUGACCCCGGUAGCCUACGGCUGCCGGGUGGAAUCCAUCUCGCUGAACAUCGAAGCCGUCAACACCCACAGAGAUCGGCCAGAGGAAGCAAAGAAGGGACCUAACCCGCUCAUGAGACGUAAUAGCGUUACCCCUCUAGCAAGCCCAGAGCCCACCAAAAAACCUCGCAUCAACAGCUUUGAGGAGCAUGUGGCUGUUUCUUCCGCCCUGCCAGGCUGUGUUCCUCAGGAAGUGCCCACGCAGAUGCCGGGACAAAACAUGAACAACUCGCAGAAGCCGUCGUGACUCCGUUGGCACUGUCGCGAGGCCGCCGGCGACGCCAGCUUCCCAUCCCACCGCCGUUCCCGAAGCUUGCUUAUCCACCGGUCUCCUCCCCGUCUGCGGCGAGGGCGACCCUCGGCUGUUCCUGCUCACGCCCGUUCAUCCGCAAACCGCUCUGCUGCGGGGGGGAGGGAUGCAGGAGAGCGGAGGAGAGGAGCUGAGCUCCCCUCCGGAGGGGUCACCACCAGCUCUUCAGCUGCAGCGUUUGCUCUCCUCUCCAGCGUCCUGUAGGGUCCUAGCGAAGCUGUAAAGUGCUUUCUAGCGCACAGGAGUUUUAAUUUUUCCUCUCUAAGCGGUUUUGAUCUUCUGUAUAGAUGAUUGGUACCCACCUGUCUGCGGGUGGGGCGUGUAUAUAUGUGGAUGGUGCGGGGAGAAACAGGGGGAAGGGAGGGUGGGCAAAGGGUUUUUGCAUUAUAUUUUUUUUAAUUAUUAUUAUUAUUAUUAAUGAUUCUUGAUAAGCUCCUCCCAAGCUUUGCUGCAGUCCUUCACCCACGCUACAGCCUGUCGCACACGCCAGCCCAGCUCACCCAGGUCUGCGAGCACCAGGAAGGCAGCUGUGUGAACUCCUUCACUGCUGGGUUUAACU
This is a messenger RNA of Empidonax traillii (willow flycatcher), 2492 nucleotides long. It is a transcript of the gene PFKFB3, whose product is annotated as 6-phosphofructo-2-kinase/fructose-2,6-biphosphatase 3. Bases 326 to 1870 code for a protein of 514 amino acids. Gene Ontology annotation, molecular function: fructose-2,6-bisphosphate 2-phosphatase activity; ATP binding; 6-phosphofructo-2-kinase activity. Gene Ontology annotation, cellular component: cytosol. Gene Ontology annotation, biological process: fructose 2,6-bisphosphate metabolic process; fructose metabolic process. The transcript is spliced from 15 exons. Lineage: Eukaryota; Metazoa; Chordata; Aves; Passeriformes; Tyrannidae. The record is from RefSeq and is a predicted model, not a curated record.